Molecule: messenger RNA, 1332 nt
Organism: Blepharisma stoltei
Lineage: Eukaryota; Ciliophora; Heterotrichea; Heterotrichida; Blepharismidae
Source: the annotation of a GenBank genome assembly
AUGCGGCUCAGUCAUAUUUUUGAUAAAAAAGUUGACCAAAACGAAAUUGAAUCAAAAUACCUUUGAAAUCUCCACAAUAACGCAAUAACGAAAAUUAUACAUAGAAUAAAUCUCAUUACAUUCAAAAUCGACUAUUCUCUAGUAUUCACAGAAUAUGAUUCAAUUUUGAGCUGCACAGCGAUCCCAAAUAAUCAAAUUUAUGGGAUGAAGGUUAAAAAGUUUAGCAAAUAUCACCAAUAUCUCUACUUAUCUGAUGAGAAUUUCAACAUUAAAGAAAUCGAAACCCCUAUAAAACACCCUUCAAUUCGCCAUUAUUUCGUCUCUUGCUUUUAUGACGAUAGAAAUAGAAUGGCGAUGCCACUGAUCCGUCCUCUCCUUGAAUGUUUCGAGUUUGGGGACAUUGCUGCAGCCUGAAGCUAAACCGAGCAGGAAAUGGAGUUUACAGGCACUGGGCAUUUGUGUUCCAGUUGGGUUUUGCCUCUCUCAUCCAACAAUGAAGAUUUUGUGUCUUCCAGAUAGCAUUUGGGAAGAAAGGCUUUUUACCCUAGAGACCACUAGUUCCGACGACGAAGACAUAGCUGGUACCGAUACUAACUAGAGAGUUUAUCCCUAGCUCGAACUCUAGUCACUCAAGCAACAGCUGCCAAGCAUACUCCAAGGUUCGAGGCAACAUUAAGAACCAGGUUGAAAACCGAGGAGAGCUAUCCCUUGUGGAAUACCGAUAUCCAGGGAAUUUCGCGAGCAGCUGAGCGAGUCUCCUACGAAGACUUGUCUCGGGUGAGACAUAAAGAAGCCCCAAUCUAUAAUUAAUAUUAAUCCUAAUCCUUUUACGACGAUUCUAUUUUUAUUUUUGAGAGUGAGUAUAAUUUUGGCCUAGGAGACAACAAAGUCCAUAAGGCCAGUAGAUUUUUAAUUUCCAAAAAUCAGUGGGUUCAUUUAACAAAUUUUCCUUUUGACUUUCUUACUUCAUGCACUGGACUCAACCAAAAAAUAAUUAUUUCUACAGAUCAGCCUGGGCUAUGGAUAUAUGAUAUUUGUUUAGAUUCUUAUACUCAUCAUCUUCCAAUAGCAGAUAUCAAUGUAACUGUUGAGCACAAAUUUAUUAAAUUCUCUGGUAGGCUUUAUAUGAUAAUGCUUUCUCAGGUUAGCAAAGUUUAUUCUUGUGAAGAUCCUUUGUCAGAGUGAAAAUUUGAGUGUGAUUUCAAAGACCAAAUAUUUGGUCAAGAAAUUUUCCCUCAUGUUUUUUAUGAAGGAUCUAUUUAUUAUCUUAGAGGAGCAACCUUGUAUGAAUUUUCUCUCUCAAAAUUUGAAUCAAAAGAAGUGAAGACUUAA